AUUUAACAGGAGUCUAAUGUAUUUAGAGACAGCACUGCAGAACGCCGGCGAUCGUGACCAUGUUCAGUGGUAUUUCACUUAAGUACCUGUGUCUCUGCUCGUGCAGGAAGUACUGAACAAUUCUGUGAAUAAAUCUCUUUAAAUCCACUGAUUAUAAUGAUUCAGUUACACCCAAAAGCAGAUACCUCUAUCGGUACACAUUAUGUAAGUACCCUCAGACCUGCUUUAGUUCUUAACGACGUGGUUGCAGUGCUCCGUCUCAUACCACAGAUUAUUGGACUAAGCACAGCUUGAGGCCAUUUUCUUUUAGUGCACUGUUGUGUUCAAGAAAAGCCCAUUGAUGUCUACUUCCUGCCGGAAGUGGCCAUUAGACAAUAGGUACACUGUGGUCAUGAAGGGAUGGAAAUGGUCUGCAAAGAACCCUGAGAUUGAGUUAAAUAACAUCUGGGCCCAACUGUAAAAGCUUGAAGCUGUCGCUAAAACUAGCAUCGUAGAGGACACUCCAGACUCAUAAGAAUUAAACCGAAGAAAUAACGAUGCGACACACUUUUAAUGGCGUGUUUCAAAAUGUUGGUUUGACAUGGAUUCAUCAUUUCACGACAGACGUGACAAAAACGCGUAUUUAAGAUGAAAAAUUAAUCUGUAAGAAAACAGGUCAUUAAAAGAGAUUGAAUUGUAAUGUAUGUUUUAAGAUUUAAUUCAUUUAUUUUUGUAUUUGAAUCGCGUCUUUGAGGACCUGAACAUGCCCCAAAACUCACAGAUUUCUGCGACAGAGCUGGUGAUUGUCUACAUCUGAAAGUGGUUCAGUUAAUGCGCGUCGAAGAAUUGGAUGUGGGAGGGGCCAAUAAAUGCGCCGCCCCAUCCAAAUUCACCGUGAACGACACAAUUAUCCUAUAUGCACGGAAAUUUCCACACAUGUAGAAGGACGAGAUGAAGGAAAAAUGACAUUGUGACCGUGAUCCACACCCAACAGGAAAUCCAUCUUGGACUGAACGUUCACUUUUUGGCGAUUUUACACCAAUGGUAUUUGAACGAACUUGUCCUAGAGCUUUUAUGCGUUCAUUUUCAAACUUGUUCAAUUUCUAUCCGUUGAUGCGUUGUUUAUGUGCGCAAAACACCAGGUAAAGUGCUGUUAUUUACCGGCGCUGCUUACAAUGGAUACUUUACAGUCCAUUUUUCAACCUGUAGGUGACGUGAUGUCAUAAGACGACACCAAGAACAUGUCGUCACAUUAGCGAUGUCAUCACGGUACAUGUCAUGAAAAGGGUAACACAUCAAAGGACAGCGGUAACUUUGGAGCUCGAUAAGUAGUGGGUGAUUAACUUCAAUAUCACAACCAAGCAAGCAAGCCCUUCAGUCACAGAUCACACCCAAAGAGCGUGGAACAUUUGUUUUCAAACAGCAAAUUUCUUCAACAGAAGGCCAGCAAUUUGUGAAAGGAUUGUAAGUGAAAAUGAAUGCCUGCGGAGAUGGAGUUCACGUCGGUAGGAAUCGUCCAUGUUUUCAACUGUUACCAAUGGGAGACGUGCCGACAGCUACUCAGCUCAGCAAUGCGGACAUGGAAUGGUUGGAUUUUGCAUGGUAUCUGGGAAUCGAGGAGUCUGAAUAUGUCGACCUUAUGUACCACUUGCAACACAGCAGAGGUGACGAUAUUUUCAACAUAUUCCAACACGAAGACCUCGAUGACGAUGACAACCUCGAUGAUAUUGACAACGUCCCCUACAUUGCGGACGACGAAGAUGACCUCAGCGACAUUGAAGAAGAGCCUGGUCCUGGUGGAGAGGUGGGCUUUAACCAGGAUUUAGACGAAGACAACAACAUGAUGGAUGGGGGAUCUGAUGAGAGGUCAAGAGACCUCGGUUUGGACUUUGAGGAAGGUACCAACGGACACAUUGGGUGGUGGAGUGAAUUUGAUGACACUGACAUAGACAGCGAUGUGGAGAAUAACAGAGACACAAACGAUGCAGCAGUCAUCGAAGAAGACCCACUGCCUGGCAACAUGAACAGUUGGGACCCUGGUGACGGACGUAUAGAUGAGAACACUCGAGGUCCCAACUCUGGAGAUUCAAGCAAUCCCAAUAAUGUAGAUUCUGGCCAUAGUAGAAAUUAUAAGACUACUCAAAAUUGUCCAGGCAGAAAUGCAGGUUCUGAUACUGUGGUUGCUGAAGAAGAACCCCUGCCAUGUUCAUCAAAGAAAAGGUCCAGAGAGAUGGAUGAACAGGAGCCUGAGGCAAGUUGCAGCAAACGAUUCAGGUGGUGCAGUGAGUUUGAUGACCACAACAGUGACGGCAGCUUAGACGAUGUCUUUUCAGGAGACUUUAGUGACCCCAACAGUGCCAGUGCAGAUUCUGGGCAUAGAAGUAAUAUAAAGAGUUGUCACAAUCCAUCAGACAGAAAUACAGGUACUGAGGAAGAAUCUUCGCCAGCUCCAUCCAAGAAAAGGUCAAGAGAGGAGAAUGAAGCAAGCGAGAAACGAUUAAGGAGUCUGAAUCAGUCUGAAAUGGAGAGUGCUGAGUCGACAGUGGUUGUCGAGGAGGAUCCACAGCCUGGCAGAAGUAGAAGAGAUUAUGAGAAUAGUCCACAUUUUUCAGACAGUAAUGCAGGUUCAGAAGCUGCGGUUGCUGAAGAACUACCAGCUCCAUCCAAGAGAAAGUAUGAACAGGAUUCUGAAGCACGGAGAAGCAAGCUCUUCAAGUGUUGCAAUCAGUUUGUCGACUCGGACAGUGACAGCAACAUGGUCCAUGCCAAUGUUCUAUGCUUUUGUCAUCCCAACAGUGCAGAUUUGUGCAAUACCCCAACUCCUCUGCUCAGACAUGCAGGUUCUGAUGCUGAAGAAGAACCCCUGUCGGCUUCCAAGAAAAGGUCAAGAGAGCAGAACGAAGGAAGCAACAAACGAUUCAGUUGUUUGGUUGAGUUAAAUGAGUCAGACAGUGACAGCGACACGGCCAGUGUUAACUCCGCAGCAGAUGCCACAGAACACCUAUUGCCUGGCAAUACAGACAAUCCUGACUCUGGCAGUAAUAGAUCAGAUGGAAAUACUCAAUAUGAUGCUCUUAACACAGACCAUGCCAACUCCAGAGCCUCAAGUGUCUCCAACAGUUCUCGCUAUAGUGGGAAUGGCAGGAAUACUCUGAAUCAUCCAGACAGAAGGGCAUGUCCCAGUGCUGUGGUUGCUGAGAAUGAACUGCCAACUUUGCCCAAGAUGAGGUUAAGAGAGGAUAAUGAAGGUAGCAACAGACGAUUCAGGUGGGUGAUAGAGUUUGAUGUGGGUGACGGUGACAUGGACAGUGUGUACUCUGCAGUGGUUGCUGAGGAAGACCCAGUGCCUGGAUACAUGUACAGUAGAUUAUGUAACACUCAAGGAGAUAGUCUCAACACAGACCAUGCCAGCUCUAGAGCCUCUCGUGUCCCCAUGAGCUCAGGAGCUGGCUAUACUGAUGAUCAUCCAUUUAGAAAUACACAUUCUAAAGCUGUGGUUGCUGAGGAGGAAGCCCUGCCAGCUCUGUCCUGGAAAAGGUCAAGAGUAGAGGAUGAAGAUUCUGACGCGAUUAGCAGCAAACGAGUCCGGUGGUGCAAUGAGUUUGAUGACCAACACAGUGACGGCAGCACAGACACCACCCACUCUGAAUACUCUAACAGCCUUGGUCGUUAUAAGAAUUGUCAAAAUCAUUCACUCAGAAAUGCAGGUUUUGAUGCCGUGGUUACUGAGGAUGAAUUCCUACUGUCUGCAACCAGAAAAAGGUCAAGGGAGAGAGAUGAACAGGAUUCUGAAGCGAGUAGCAGCAAAAUAUUCAGGUCGCUCCAUGAGCUUGACGAUGGUGACACCGACGAUGGUGUCGCCGACGGUGCCAACACUGGACACUAUAGCAACAAACAAUAUCGUCCAGGCAGGAAUGCAGGUUCAGAUUUUGCUGAGGCAGGACUACUGUCUGCUCCAUUCAAGAAAAGGUCAAGAGAGAAGGAUGAACAGGACUCUGAUACAAGUAACAACAAGUUCAGGUGGUGUGAUGAGUUUAAUGACACAGACAGUGCUGACCUGGGUGCAGAAGUAACUGAGGAAAACCUUUGCUUGGCUCAUCCUGGAAAACCCCAAGAGGGCAUGAAAGAACCGUUCCGACUCUGUUGUUGGAGUUGCCGAGGGAAAGCCUCUGCAAAGUCCAAUCCUAAUGAGAUCAAGAAAGCUGAGUAGAAGAAAGGCAAAAUUAAAUAAUAAUUAAAAUAAGUUGUCUAUAUGGGGAUAGGGCAAAGCUGAGGCUCAUGAUCCACUGCACUCCCGCCCUAAAGGCAGAAGCCAAAAGAAGAGGAAAGUUGCCAAUAUGAGUUCAGCAACAACUUUGACACUGUUUGAUAAUCACACCUGGCCAAGAUCUUGCCUUGACCUCAGGAUGGUUCUUGGAGCGUCCGCUCAUCACUCGCUCUCACACUCCACUCAAACCCGAUACUAAAACUACAUGAUGAUGCCCAGGCCUAGGAAGAUUCCUGAAGGGAAUCCUGCCCAAGGGUUUUGGCUCAAGUUAAUUUUGCUCCUUGCCUUGACCACUUCUCCCCAAAUCUCCAUUUUGCACAUUUGCGUUUGGAUGGGUUUCCGUGUGAAGUGGUGUCUCGGCUCUGGAAAUGAAGAUUUUUCAGUGGGUCACACUUUAAAAGGAGGUUAAUGAGAUGACACAAUAUGAACUGAAGUAUUCAGAUGCCCAACCAUGACACCCACAAUGAGUUGGUCCAGCUUUUGCAGCUAUAACUUCCACUCUUCUAAGACUUCAAGGUUUUAAAGAGUUUCUAUGCGACUCUCAAUCUAUGUUCCAGUUCAUCCCAUAGGUGCUUGAUGGGGUUAAAGGUCAGGAGUUGGGUGUGGAAGAACUCGACUGGUCCACAAAGUCAAACCAUGUCUUUAUAGUCAUUACUUUGUCCACUGGCACACAGU
Molecule: messenger RNA, 4921 nt
Organism: Solea senegalensis (Senegalese sole)
Lineage: Eukaryota; Metazoa; Chordata; Actinopteri; Pleuronectiformes; Soleidae
Product: dentin sialophosphoprotein-like
Exons: 3
Coding region: 1454-4189 (911 amino acids)
Source: RefSeq, a predicted model, not a curated record